AUGCCCGUAUCCACAACGUCACAGCCAAUCAAGACAUUUGGAGGCAUCGGGACGUUACCGGUACAGGGUAUUGUAGCAGAGCCUCAUGGCCCUCAUCACGAUUCACGAGGAGCAGCCGUUGGACCGAGGCCGCUGGUCGCGCCUUGGGUUGCCGGCAAGGAGGAACCUGCUUGGUGA
Messenger RNA from Plenodomus lingam JN3, 177 nucleotides. The record is from RefSeq and is a predicted model, not a curated record. Lineage: Eukaryota; Fungi; Ascomycota; Dothideomycetes; Pleosporales; Leptosphaeriaceae.